AUGAACGCAGCCGUCAGAGCCGUGACCCGUAUGGGCAUCUAUGUCGGAGCCAAGGUCUUCCUUAUCUGUGAGGGCUAUGAGGGCCUUGUGGAAGGAGGCGAGCACAUCAAGCAGGCCAACUGGCUCAGUGUCUCCAACAUCAUCCAGCUGGGCGGCACAGUCAUUGGCAGUGCACGGUGCAAGGCCUUCACCACUCGGGAGGGCCGCCGGGCCGCAGCCUACAACCUGGUGCAGCGUGGCAUCACCAACUUGUGCGUCAUCGGUGGGGACGGCAGCCUCACCGGCGCCAACAUCUUCCGCAGCGAGUGGGGCAGCCUGCUGGCCGAACUGGUGAAGGAAGGUAAGAUCUCCGAGAACACAGCACAGACCUACUCCCACCUCAACAUUGCCGGGCUGGUGGGCUCUAUCGACAAUGACUUCUGUGGCACUGACAUGACCAUCGGCACCGACUCGGCCCUGCACCGCAUCAUGGAGGUCAUCGACGCCAUCACCACCACCGCCCAGAGCCACCAGAGGACGUUCGUGCUAGAGGUGAUGGGACGUCACUGCGGGUACCUGGCCCUGGUGUCUGCACUGGCUUCCGGGGCUGACUGGCUGUUCAUCCCGGAGGCCCCCCCGGAGGACGGCUGGGAGAACUUCAUGUGCGAGCGCCUGGGUGUGACGCGGAGCCGAGGGUCCCGGCUGAACAUCAUCAUCAUCGCCGAGGGCGCCAUGGACCGCCACGGGAAGCCCAUCACGUCCAAAUAUGUGAAGGAUCUGGUGGUCCAGCGACUGGGCUUUGACACCCGCGUGACGGUGCUGGGCCACGUGCAGAGGGGAGGAACCCCUUCGGCGUUUGACCGUGUUUUGAGCAGCAAGAUGGGCAUGGAAGCAGUGAUGGCCCUGCUGGAAGCCACGCCCGACACGCCGGCCUGCGUGGUCAGCCUCUCUGGGAACCAAUCCGUGCGCCUGCCCCUCAUGGAGUGUGUGCAGAUGACCAAGGAGGUGCAGAAGGCCAUGGACGAGAAGCGCUUCGACGAGGCCAUCCAGCUCCGGGGCAGGAGCUUCGAGAACAACUGGAACAUUUACAAGCUCCUUGCACAUCAGAAAGUCUCCAAGGAGAAGACCAGCUUCUCCCUGGCCAUCCUGAACGUGGGCGCCCCAGCAGCUGGCAUGAACGCGGCCGUGCGCUCAGCCGUGCGCUGCGCCAUCUGCCAGGGCCACACGGUCUACGUCGUGCACGACGGCUUUGAGGGCCUGGCCAACGGGCAGGUACAGGAGGUGGGCUGGCAUGAUGUGGCCGGAUGGCUGGGGCGUGGUGGCUCCAUGCUGGGGACCAAGAGGACCCUUCCCAAGUCCUACAUGGAGAAGAUCGUCGAGAACAUCCGCACCUACAACAUCCACGCCCUGCUGGUCAUUGGCGGCUUUGAGGCCUACGAGGGCGUGCUACAGCUGGUGGAGGCACGCGGGCACUACGAGGAGCUCUGCAUUGUCAUGUGUGUCAUCCCGGCCACCAUCAGCAACAACGUGCCUGGCACCGACUUCAGCCUGGGCUCCGACACAGCUGUCAAUGCCGCCAUGGAGAGCUGUGACCGCAUCAAGCAGUCAGCGUCAGGGACCAAGCGCCGUGUGUUCGUGGUGGAGACCAUGGGAGGCUACUGCGGCUACCUGGCCACUGUGACGGGCAUCGCCGUGGGCGCCGACGCAGCUUACGUCUUCGAGGACCCAUUCAAUAUCCAAGACCUAAAGGCCAACGUGGAACACAUGACGGAGAAGAUGAAGACCGAGAUCCAGAGGGGCCUGGUGCUUAGAUGUGGCCCCCCUGGAACACGACCUCGGCCCCUCUCCUUGCAGGGUGGCGCACCCACCCCCUUUGACCGUAACUAUGGCACCAAGCUGGGGAUGAAGGCUAUGCUGUGGAUGUCAGAGAAGCUGCAGAUGGUCUACCGCAAGGGGCGGGUGUUUGCCAAUACCCCUGACUCGGCCUGUGUGAUUGGCCUGAAGAAGAAGGCAGUGGCCUUCAGCCCUGUCACUGAGCUCAAGAAGGACACGGAUUUUGAGCACCGCAUGCCACGGGAGCAGUGGUGGCUGAACCUUCGGCUCAUGCUGAAGAUGCUGGCACACUACCGUAUCAGCAUGGCUGACUAUGUGUCUGGGGAGCUGGAGCACGUCACCCGCAGCACCCUGAGCAUCGAGACCGGUUUCUGAGUUGUGCCGGAUCCCCCUCCUCGACCCUGCCUAUUCCGCUCCGAGUAUGCAGUGCCAAGCCUGGAGGUGGAGGGGCCUGGAGGCUGGGGUCCAGCUGGCGGGGGUUGGUAGGUGCCUGCUUCUGCCCUGCUGCGGCCAGCCUUCCUUGGCAGGCAGGUCUGAGACCAGCCCUGGCCUCCCUUCCUUACUGUGCAUGGACCAAACCCCUCGGCCCCGCCCUCCCGCCCGGGUCUGCUCACAAGCUUGACAUAAACCCGCCACCUCUGAGAGGGACUGUUAACUUGUGGACCUCAGUGUGACCCUGCUACAGCCACUCGGGCUGACCAGCCCUUGCCACCUUUUCUAUAAAUAAAAUCGUCUCCACUA
This is a messenger RNA of Echinops telfairi (small Madagascar hedgehog), 2553 nucleotides long. RefSeq names its product phosphofructokinase, liver type (gene PFKL). Gene Ontology annotation, cellular component: 6-phosphofructokinase complex; cytoplasm; membrane. Lineage: Eukaryota; Metazoa; Chordata; Mammalia; Afrosoricida; Tenrecidae. The transcript has 20 exons. Bases 1 to 2187 code for a protein of 728 amino acids. Gene Ontology annotation, biological process: fructose 1,6-bisphosphate metabolic process; fructose 6-phosphate metabolic process; canonical glycolysis. The record is from RefSeq and is a predicted model, not a curated record. Gene Ontology annotation, molecular function: ATP binding; 6-phosphofructokinase activity; identical protein binding.